UACACAUAUUUAUUUAUACUUGAAAUGAGGACAGCAAAGAAAACAGUGUUUGUCACUGUGGGUACUACUAAAUUUGAUGACUUAAUUAAAACAGUACUCACUUCAGAAAUUUUACAGGCAUUAUCAUUAAAAGGCUACAAUGAAAUGAUUUUACAAAUUGGUAAAACUGUUUUUGUACCUGAUUGUACAUUACAUUAUGGUUUUGUCAAUAUAGAAUAUUUUAACUUAUGUUUUAACAUACAAGAGUAUGUAGAGAAUGCAGAUCUGAUCAUAAGUCAUGCAGGAGCAGGUAGUAUUCUUGAUGCGUUAGAAAAGAGAAAGAACUUGAUUGUAGUUACAAAUCAAAGUUUAAUGGAUAAUCAUCAGUUAGAAUUAGCUGAGCAACUUUAUAAAGAUGAACAUUUGUACUACUGUACCUGCGAAACAUUAUUAGAUACUAUUCAAACAAUGGAUUUUACAAAACUAAAACCAUUUAUCAGUGGAAAAAGUAAACGUAUUGCUGAGUUUAUAGAUCAAAUAAUGGGAUUUUCAGUUUAAAAACGUAUUGAGAAAUAUUUGAAAACAAAUAUAACAUUUAUUUCUACACAACAAUAAACUUUUAAAGGGUUAAUUGAUGUCAUUUAAUAUAUUUUAGUUUUUACAUGUGUUACAGUAUGAGUAUAUAACAGUUUCAAUUAUUUGUUAUAACAGAUAUAGCUUUGAUAUAAUUUACAACAAUAAGAAUUGCUUAAAUAACGGUUUCUUAAAAUUAUGGUGUAAUGGCAUAGAAAAAUUCAUAAUUUGCAAGUUAAAAAAAUGAUGAGUAACAACGGCAGUUCUUGUUAAAUAUUUUUUUACAUAUUAUCUUUGGACAUUUGCUAUCAUUAAAAUAAAAGCUAUAUCGAUAAAAGUAUUCUUUUGAACACUAUAGUGUUAAAAUAAAUUCAGUUCUCCAACAAAUUUUCCUGUUACUUUCAUAAGUUUUGUAUUUAGGAAUGAAGUAGACAGCCAACUUCGUACGACGAUGAGUAUAGGUAUUGCGUUGUUAGCAAUUUAAAGAAUUCACACAUUUCAAUGUGUUGCAUUGUUUCGUUUUUUUAGAUGAUCUCAUUAUUUAUACUUUAAAUUUAUUGUACGAAGAUACAUCCACAUGAGGCAAACUACAUAUAUAUAUAGCGACAUGUGUCUUUAAUUACACACCAA
Molecule: messenger RNA, 1182 nt
Organism: Megachile rotundata (alfalfa leafcutting bee)
Lineage: Eukaryota; Metazoa; Arthropoda; Insecta; Hymenoptera; Megachilidae
Gene: Alg13
Product: Alg13 UDP-N-acetylglucosaminyltransferase subunit
Biological process (GO): dolichol-linked oligosaccharide biosynthetic process
Molecular function (GO): hexosyltransferase activity
Source: RefSeq, a predicted model, not a curated record